AUGCUCAACAAAAAGGAAGUUGACUAUGCGGUGGUGCCUUUUGAAAACUCCACCAACGGGCAGGUUGUGUUCACCUUUGACUUGCUCAGAGACUGGUUUCUUUCGGCCGAUGCCGAACCGUCUUUCCGCAUCGUUGCUGAACAGUUUGUCUCCAUUCACCAUUAUCUUCUCUCCAACGCUUCAGAUCUUUCCAAAGUGACCAGAGUGUAUUCACAUCCCCAAGUGUGGGGCCAGGUGAACAAAUUCUUCAAGCUGGCGCUUUUGCCGCCCGACGUCACCCGAAUCGACACAAGUUCAACGGCACAGGCGGCCGAGAUGGUUGCUGCGGACACAGAGAACACGUCGGCGUGCAUCAGUCUGAAAGCCAGCGCAGACUUGUACGGUUUGCCCAUCUGCGCAGCUGAAAUCGAGGACGUAAAGGGAAACACGACCCGUUUCCUAGUUCUUGGCCACGAAAAGAUUGCCUCCAGUGAUGAAGACAACGAGAAUGAUAAACCAAAGACACCAGGAAACGAACAGGUUUCUUUAACUUCUGUCAUGUUCGUAUUGAAUCACGACGAUCCGGGAGCACUCUGUCUGGCCUUGGACUCAUUCAAACACAACAAGGUCAAUCUCACAUCGAUCGCAUCGCGGCCGUCGGGCCAAACACGGUGGCAGUAUGUGUUCUUCAUCGAAGCUGAAGGUGACAUUGAAAGCACGCCAAUGCAGCACAGUGUGGAGUCGUUGAAGCAAAGCUGCGAGACGGUUGUCGUAUUGGGCUCUUUCUUGCGAUCCUGGAGGUACUGGAAGAGUUAG
Molecule: messenger RNA, 795 nt
Organism: Clavispora lusitaniae ATCC 42720
Lineage: Eukaryota; Fungi; Ascomycota; Pichiomycetes; Serinales; Metschnikowiaceae
Gene: PHA2
Product: prephenate dehydratase
Biological process (GO): L-phenylalanine biosynthetic process
Cellular component (GO): cytoplasm
Molecular function (GO): prephenate dehydratase activity; chorismate mutase activity
Source: RefSeq, a predicted model, not a curated record